Molecule: messenger RNA, 3882 nt
Organism: Ruditapes philippinarum (Manila clam)
Lineage: Eukaryota; Metazoa; Mollusca; Bivalvia; Venerida; Veneridae
Product: coiled-coil domain-containing protein 157-like
Exons: 11
Coding region: 146-2692 (848 amino acids)
Source: RefSeq, a predicted model, not a curated record
GCUAUACAAUUUCUGAUUGUCCAAUACAAUGCUACGGAGCAGAUAGCAACAUCAGUAAACAAUAUGGCUGACAUAUUUUACUCAUCUUAAUUGAUGAGAAGUAACUUUGAUAUUUUAGCAAUUGCACAUAUAGGAAGAUUUAGAGAUGGCGUAUCUUUUAGGAGCCGCAGCAGUAAUGGAGAGUCUCUCGAGUGAUGUCAGAGAUGUUCAGUCAUGUGUGUCUGAUAUUCUGUCAAGAACUGGACCUGUUCAAUGUACGUCAUGGAAAUUUCCUGAUAAAGCAGCUUGUGAUCUGGAUAUAGAAGAUUUAUUGGACUUGUACAGCUAUUCUGAUGAUGAGGAAGAAAGACAAGUGGCUCAUAUUGCCCUGUAUGAACUGGUCAUUGACAGACUUGUCUUCUUGCUUCAUUCAAUGUCAAGUUUUACAGAGGGAGUUUUGAAAAAUGCUAAAGCAGACACUGAAUGGGGUCACAUCCAUGGGACAUCUGUUGGUGUGAUAGCAAAGAAAUACUGGUCUAGAUUGACACAGCUUCAAAUGGUGGUCAAACAUACUGUUCAAGAGAAAAAUGCCAUGUCUCGUAAGGUGUCAGAGCUAGAAGGAGAUGUAAAGCGUCUAGAUUUAGAGCUCAAACAGUCUUAUAGUACUCAGAGACCUAAAACAGCAGGAUUUGGUGGUCUUAUACCUCCAAACAGGGCUGAAAUGGUUGCUGGACUUAGUUUGAACCCAGCACAGCUGAAAGAAUUUGGCCUUAUUUCAAGAGACGAAUAUAACAAAUCCUGUCAGACAAGUGAGUCGGCAUUUACUCCUUGUGAUUCUUGUUCAAUGGUGCAGAAAAGUUUCCGCCAGUGUGGCGAUAUUGUUGUAGCAAUUUGCCAGCAGCAGCAGAUACCGUCGUGUUUGCAGAAAUUCCGUCCACAGGUAUCGCACCUAGACUGGUUGUCUGGUAACGAAGUUACGCGCUGGGCCGCAGAACAGCACAAAGACCUUCAGCGAAUCAGUAAGUUGACAGCUACAAUCAAACCUCUUAAAGAUGAACUCUCACAAUGUCAGGAAAAAAGUGAAAAAUUAGAGAAACGUGUUCAGAACUUCGAUCGUGAUUUAAAACGUGAAAAAGAUGAUCGGACAGCUUUGAAUAAACAAUAUGAAACAAAGAUAAAAGAGUUAGAGUCCCAGCACAGACAAACAUUGGAAUUAGAACAACAACAGAAAGAUCUGUUGGAAAAGAAUAAACAUGAGUUGGAGUCUCUGCUAGAGAAACGGAAAAAUGAAUUAGAAGAGAAACAUGAACUGUUAAAAGAUAUGGAGAACACAAAGCUGAAACUAGAGGAGGAGUUAUCUGGUAACAAAGUGAAUACAUCAGAGGUAGCUAGACUGCGUGGUGAGAUGACAAACUUGCAAGGCAAACUGAAUGAUGUAGCCACAAAGAUGGACAUGUCAACAAAAGAUCUACAGAGAGAGCAAGCCAAAAAUAAAAGUGUAUCAAAACAUACUCAGAGUUUACAAACGAAGCAAGAACAACUACUUAUCAGAAUAGAAGUUCUUGAUGAGGAGAAUAGAGAUCUGAAAGAUCAACUCUCUGAAAUGGAGGAAGAAAAAGAGAAGUUUGAAGAGUCUUUGGAAGAGAAUAAAAGUGAGACAACACAGCUAGAGAGAAAAUUUAAAGAAAACAAGGCUGACUUGGAGCAUGUGUUAGCAGAUAAGGAGAGUUUAGAACAAACUAUAACCACCCUAGAAACAACUGUACAGUCCCUCAAUGAUAAACUAGAGGAGGCAAAGGAAAGAGAGAGAUUGAUUGUAGAGUAUCCAGAUAUAAAUGGACCAGUUAAUCCAGAUUUAUCCGGCACAGGGGAUAUCUUGUUGGACAUGGAAAACCAGGUUAAAGCCAACAUUGUUAGAAUACAAUUGCUCGAGACACAGAAUGAUGGACUGCGGAACUCCAUAAGAAAACUUGAAUCCAUCCAACAGCAACAACCUCAUAAUUACUAUGAUGAGAGGGAAGAUGACCAGAGAUGGGCAGUCAAUGUUCAGAAAGGAAGACCACAGCCACUUUGGGAUCCGAGUUCUGUUCAACAUCACGAAAAUAAUGUAAAAGACAAUGUACCAGAAUAUUCAUAUAUGGAAAAUACGUACAACCAGUCUAAUGCCAACAACAAACCUGGAAUGUUUGGGACACAGUCUAACCUUUCUGCUCAUCAUCAACAAAAUAACUAUUCUGCAGGAAUAGAAGACAGUUCUAAAAGUAGAAUGCAUUCUGCAGUUCAUAAUAUAGAAUUUGAUAAAAAUGCUUCAAAACAGAAAACCUCCCCACAAAAGGACAGACCUGCUUUUGGUCAUAGACCACUGAGUGGUAAAAAGAAAAGCGAUGAAUUUAUUGUAGGACAUGGAGUAAGACCAAGUAGUGCUAAGAAAGACAGUUCAGUUUCAGCAAAGAGUAGACCUUCAAGUGGAAAAUUAAUGGCACCAGUAAACGCAAAUAGUAUAAGUGCAUAUCUGCAGUUAAAAAAGGCGGGAAAGAUAAAUUUACCUCAUAGCACUGGGUCCCGGCCAGCUACAGGAAAACCAACUAUACCCACAGCUGAUUAUGAAAGCGACAGUUAUGUUAAAAAAGACAAUUUUAUGUGUCAAAACUGUGAUAAAAUGUAUGAUAGACAAAGAGACCUGGAUAUUCAUAUGUCUUACUGCACCGGAUAAAACAUUAGGUUUAUUACUGUAUACUUCUGUUACUGGAUUGCAAUAUAUACUUUAAAUUUAAUAUAAAAAAGUGGUGUUCAAUAAUUUAAAUGUUUUCUUUAAGAAGUAUUACAAUCUGUUAAGUAAAAAUAUAAUUUUACAAGAAUGACUGAAUUAAGUGAAAGUUUUAUUGUGUUAAAUCACUUGAAUAAGUAAGAUUAUCAUUCUUUAAUAAUCACUAGUCUGAGAGUAAGUGAAAUUAUAACAGUAUAUUUUACAAAAAUGAUGAAAAGAAAUGCAAUUAUUAUUACUAAAUGGUAAAGGGAAUAUACUCUUUUAUGCAAAAUAAUGCAAAUUAAGUGAAUAUAUAAGCAUAAUUAUUUAGUAGACGAAAGUGACUGAGUAAAGUCUAUUAUUCUACAGUAAUGAAUAAAAUAAACCGCGAGAACUUCAAAUUCUAUAAGAAAAUGAUGACUGAAUUACUGUUGUUCAACAAAACUAAUACAGUUGAGUGCAACUGGAUUCCGACAAGAAAAAUAAAGAUUUCAGUGAAACAGUGUUCUUCAAAAAUAAUACAGUAAAGUAGAAUUAAUUCAAAAUGUUGUUUGAGAAAAUAUUAGAGUUAAGUGAAACUAUUGUUCAACAAAAAUAAUUACAUUAAGUGAAACUGCUGUUUGACAAAAAUAGUAGAGGUGAGUGAAACUAUUGUUCUACAGAAGUAAUAGAAUUAAGUGAAACAAUUGAUCUACAAAAAGAAUUAAGUGAAACUAUUGUACUAUAAAAUAAAAGAAUCAAGUGAAACUGCUGUCCUACAAAAAUAAUAUAAUUGAGUGAAACUAUUGUUCUUGCAUAUUUUUCUGUUUCAUAAAGAUAUAGAAGAUAUUUUUUUAUUAUCAGUUCUAUAAAUAUAAUUACAUUAAGUGAAACAAUUGAUCUACAAAAAGAAUUUAGUGAAACUAUUGUACUAUAAAAUAAAAGAAUCAAGUGAAACUGCUGUUCUACAAAAAUAAUAGAAUUGAGUGAAACUAUUGUUCUUGCAUAUUUUUCUGUUUCAUAAAGAUAUAGAAGAUUUUUUUUUAUUAUCAGUUUACAGGAUGAUAUCAAAUCAGUUUCAUGUCUGCUUAUUAUUUUGCAAGAUGCUUUUGUUAAUGCUUGUAUUAUGCUUGCUAAAAUUAAAAAAAAUAUUCGCUUGGUUGUUUAUAAUCUAUAGA